GUCAUUAAAAAUGACGCCCCCCCUUCCCGACUGUCCCCUCCCCUUCCCGUCGAUCUCAGGGCCCUGGACCCGGCCAGCUCUCCGUGACCUGGGCCUCCACCCCUCGUGCUUCCCCGCGGCUCCACCGUCCGUCGUCGGCUGGACCUCAGUGACCGCACGCUCCGGACCAGCCCCGCAACCCGCUUCGCGACCCCUCCCCUCCGGAAAACCAAGCGCCGGUCCUCGCACGCCCGACCGGGACCCCUCGGCGCUCCGCCGGCCCCGCCCCCAGUUUCCCUCAGCCAAUGGACAGAGAGGCCUAGCCUCUUCGGGCCAAUAAGCAGCGAGAGGCGGGGUUCCCGCGCCUUGCGAACCAGUAGAGUGCGGACAAAAAGCCGGCUGGAGCGGGGCGACAAGAUGGCGGCUGCGGGGCCGGCUACGCGGCGCGUGGGCUUCGUGGGCGCGGGCCGCAUGGCGGGGGCCAUCGCGCAGGGCCUCAUCAGAGCAGGAAAAGUGGAAGCUCAGCACAUAGUGGCCAGUGCACCAACAGACAGGAACUUAUGUCACUUUCAAGCUCUGGGUUGCCAGAUCACCCACUCCAACCAGGAGGUGCUGCAGAGCUGCCUGCUCGUCAUCUUUGCCACCAAGCCCCACAUCCUGCCAGCUGUCCUGGCAGAGGUGGCUCCUGUGGUCACUGCUGAACACAUCUUGGUGUCCGUGGCUGCUGGGGUGUCUCUGAGCACCCUGGAGGAGCUGCUGCCGCCAAACACACGGGUGCUGCGGGUCUUGCCCAACCUGCCCUGUGUGGUCCAGGAAGGGGCCAUAGUGAUGGCGCGGGGCCGCCACGUGGGGAGCAGCGAGACCAAGCUCCUGCAGCAUCUGCUGGAGGCCUGUGGGCGGUGUGAGGAGGUGCCUGAAGCCUACGUCGACAUCCACACUGGCCUCAGUGGCAGUGGCGUGGCCUUCGUGUGUGCAUUCUCUGAGGCCCUGGCCGAAGGCGCCGUCAAGAUGGGCAUGCCCAGCAGCCUGGCCCACCGCAUCGCUGCCCAGACCCUGCUGGGGACGGCCAAGAUGCUGCUGCACGAGGGCCAACACCCAGCCCAGCUGCGCUCAGAUGUGUGCACCCCGGGCGGCACCACCAUCUAUGGGCUCCAUGCCCUGGAGAAGGGCGGGCUGCGAGCAGCCACCAUGAGCGCUGUGGAGGCCGCCACCUGCCGGGCCAGGGAGCUCAGCAGAAAGUAGGCUGGGCUCUAGCCAUCCUUGCCUGCCUUUGUGCCCCCACCUCUCCCUGUGCCCCUUCCCCUGAGGACUGUGGCUCUCUCCCUCCUGCAUGAGGGUCUCCUACCACUCCUUCUCCCCCCGCACAGGGAAAUGCAGGGGGCAGGAUUUGAGAGGUUCCAGCAGGCAGGGGAGCCCUGACUAGUGGGGACACUCCUCUUUCCCUGGUAAGCAGAAGGCACCGUGGUGGUUGCCCCGCCCCUUGCUGCAGUGAGCCCUCCUCGCUGCAACAUAGGUUCUGAGGGGCCCAAGAGAUGGCAUCUUGGUCAGUUGCCCACAUGGUUGGGCUGUUGGUCGAGGCCAUGAACAGAACUUAUGGUAACAGGCACGGCUGGCCCAGUGCCUGGUCUGGAACCAGGGCUUGCCUUUGGCUUUCCAGGUGGCUCCAUGCAGCUACAGCCAGGCCAGCUGCCUCAUCUCAGCUCUAGGGGGCACGAGCCAUAUGGGGUGUACACAAGAGACCCUCUCCCCUGCAGUAAAGCCAGGGGCCCUGGCCUGCUGUGGGUGGGGCCCCCACAGGGAGCUGGAGCCUGCCCUGCAGCCCAGAGAAGCGGGUGCCUGUGGUGGGUGUACUCGUCCUCUGCUAAAGAGGAGGAACUGCUGGGCCAGGUCUUCAGCAGUGCUGGGGUGGCACCAGGCGGGCAGUGGUAGGUGGGGCGGCUUGAGGUCUGAGAGGGUGGCCCUGGCCAGCCAGGACAAAUGCAGACCCCUGGCUUUAGUUGGGAUACAGUCUCCCUCUUUCCUCCUGAUCCUAAGCUCCUGACAAGUGGCCAGGUGGCUCUGGGCCCUCCUGCCCCUCACCUAGGUCAGGGGUCCUGGAAUGCCCCGUGGCUCUGGCACCACUACACUGGCCUCUGACAGCAGGACUUGUCCCCUCCACAUGUUCCUAAAAGACAGCAGGUCAGGAAAGCCAGGACUUGGGGGAGAAGCAAAGCUCCAGGAUUGAAGGCUAGGAUUCUAGGGCCUUUGGGUGGGGAGGGCCCAGGCCAGGCAGUCUCAGCUCCAUCCCCUGCCCCACAAGAUUCACCUGCGCCUCCAGUCCCACGCUGGCCCCAACUGCUGCAGCUCAGCUUCCACCCAGCAGCCUCUGGAGGCGAGGUGGGGAGCAUGCCCUCAGCGAGGCUGGGCAGCGGGUUCUGCUGUGCCAUCUCCCUGUGUGCCUGGGCAGAUCAAUCCCCCAGUGCAAAACGGGGCUAAGGGCACCUUCAGGACAGCAGCACGCUCCAUCCUUCAUGCUCAGCUGCCUCUGUGGCGACAGACUUCUGCCCUCCACCUGCUCUCUCUUACUCCCCCGAGCCUAGCCCAUCCGUAAGCUCCCUCCCCCGCCUGGUUCCCGGGGCAGGCUGACUCAGUCGACUACUUGGUCCAAGCCUGGCCCUGGCACUUGUCAGGGUCAGCCUAAGGAGAUGGGAAUAAAGAUGCUGGAGAGCACCAAGUGA
Messenger RNA from Rhinopithecus roxellana (golden snub-nosed monkey), 2696 nucleotides. It is a transcript of the gene PYCR3, whose product is annotated as pyrroline-5-carboxylate reductase 3. Bases 397 to 1221 code for a protein of 274 amino acids. The record is from RefSeq and is a predicted model, not a curated record. The transcript is spliced from 6 exons. Gene Ontology annotation, biological process: L-proline biosynthetic process. Gene Ontology annotation, molecular function: pyrroline-5-carboxylate reductase activity. NCBI's taxonomy places the organism in Eukaryota, Metazoa, Chordata, Mammalia, Primates, Cercopithecidae.